GAUGUUUAAUUUGAGUGCGGCUGCGCGCUGCUCAAUGCUUUCGCCGUUGCUGACGCGACUUGGCAGUAAAAAAGGAAAGUGUGGACCCUCUGGCAGAAGCUAGCGACGUUAUCUUAACUGGGAAUAGAAUACAGCCGGAGUGUAGUUGUAAUUGUGAUUUUAGGAGGCAAGCUAUUGAUAGUAAGACAGCGGCGAUCUCAACCUGCGGCUCACCAACCUCCCGUAUGUGAUCGCCCUUGCUCGUCGUCGGACGCUGCCAGCGAGGGCCAAGAAACGAAACAGCAUAUCGCCAUUAUAUGAUCCAGUGUCCAGCGUCGCUUUUACCCUCCAUGUGGGUGAGGGAGCUGUGUGUAUCAGAUUAUGGCGAGAAAAACAGUUAGCAGGAAAAGGAAGGCAGGAGAGCCCAAGGACCAACAACAGCUGGGCUGGUGUCAAGCACCAAACAAGCGGAGUCGUGUAUCUUGUUCAUCACGUCAUGCCCAGCAGUGGUGGUGCAACCGGCGCUCGGUGGUGUGCGCCCUGCGGGGGCGGGAGUUCAGACCUCAGCAGCAGCAUGAGGUGCGGCUCCAGCGGAGCCUCCGGGGCUUUGCAGCCGGCAGGCUCCCCGGCAUCCUGAAGGAGAGGGAGUUCUCCCUGGGGAGACUCAACAAGGUGUUCGCGUCGCAGUGGCUCAACCACAGGCAGGUGGUCUGUGGGACCAAGUGCAACACGCUUUUCGUUGCGGAUGUCCUGACGGGGCAGAUAACGCGCAUUCCCAUGCUAAAGGACAGGGAGUGUACUAGUGGAGGCUCUGGGGUUGUGGGCGCAGUGGUGGGGCGGCAAUACCACCCAUCAGGGGGCUCUCGUGCCCGGCUGGACCAGCAGGGCUGUGGGAUCCACGCCAUCGAACUGAACCCUUCCAAAACACUUCUGGCCACCGGGGGAGACAACCCCAACAGCCUGGCCAUCUACCAGCUGCCCACACUGGACCCUGUGUGCGUGGGGGAUGAUGGUCACAAUGACUGGAUCUUCUCCAUAGCGUGGAUCAGUGACAACAUGGCAGUUUCUGGGUCCCGAGAUGGCUCCAUGGGCCUUUGGGAGGUGACAGAGGAAGUAAUGAGUCAGGCUGAGCGCAGUCAGAAUGAGGAGGCAGUCCCUUCGUACGCCCACAUCUCCCAUCGGGCCCUCAAGGACAUCCCCAAGGAGUACACCAACCCAUACAACUGUAAAGUCCGCGCUCUGGCCUUCAACAACAACCAUAAGGAACUGGGUGCUGUGUCUUUGGAUGGUUACUUCCAUCUCUGGAAAGCAGAGUACAACUUGUGCAAGAUCCUGUCCACCAAGCUGCCUCACUGCAAAGAGAAUGUGUGUCUGGCAUACGGACAGGAGUGGUCGGUGUACGCUGUGGGUUCUCAGGCCCAUGUUUCCUUCCUGGAUCCACGGCAGCCUACACACAGCAUCAAAUCUGUCAAUUCCCGAGAGCGAGGAAGCGGGAUCCGUUCAGUGAGUUUCUACGAGCACAUUGUGACAGUGGGCACCGGCCAAGGUUCCCUACUCUUCUACGACAUCCGGGCCCAGAGAUUCCUGGAGAACGCUUUGAAUCCAGCCGGAGGGUACCGGAAGUGCCCUGGAGAUGGUAUCCUCAAACUCUCCACAGGGAAAGGCUGGCUGAAUCACGAUGAGACGUGGAGGAGUUACUUCUCGGACAUUCAUUCCUUCCCCAACGCGGUGUACACGCACUGCUACGACGACUCCGGCACCAAGCUGUUUGUAGCUGGUGGACCUCUCUGUUCGGGUCUGCAUGGGAACUACGCAGGCCUGUGGAGCUAGCCUCUGUGUCCUCCAUCGCCCUAUCACUACAUCCUCAGCCAUCCCCUCCCUCUUCCAGUCUGUUGACAUCACAGUCUUUGGAAUCCCCCUUGCUCACCUCUGUUUUGCUCUCACGUGGACUCAGGAGCAUGAUCUUGCACCCCACAGUAUCACGGCUUUGAAUAUCGUUAUUGUGUAUGUUAAAGUUUGUGUCCACUCUCCCUUUCUCCUCCAAUUAUUCCUUUGCUCCUUUCACCUCAGCUACUCAGUUGUUGUUUUGUUUUUUUAAUGAAAAUGUAAAAACAAUUAACUGCGGAUUCUGCCACAGAAGAGCUCGCAGGAGAAGCAUUAAGAGUAAAGUAAUACAGGUUCUCAUCAUUUAAAACAUCCAACCCGCAGGGAUAAUGAUAUGGUCCGGUUUGCUUUUGUAUUUAAGGAUAGUGUUAACCGCUGCUUCCUCUCUGAUAAAACACAGUGUCUUCGUGAAAUACCUGUGGAUGAUUUUUGGAAAUAGUUCCUUUCCUUUCUCUCACUGAAAUGGACGGCAAUAAAAGAGAGGGCGAGGUGAAGGAGGACUGAAGAGCGAGCUCAUUUUGCAAGACUGAACCAGAGUGCAGUUUGAUAUUUGAUAUGAAUAUUAACUGGAACAGCCUGUCCUGUCCCGCAACAAUCACAAACAACUUCUCCUUUCUCCUGAUUGAGAAGUAAAAAAAUGAAGCCAAUCAGAAUGAGACUUUGUGUUCAUGUGUUCUCAAUAAGAUGAUGUAAAGGAGAAACAUUAAGAUUGCUCAAUGCAAUCUUCUGCUAUGAAAUAAUCCCAUCAAAAGCAUAUUUUAUUUUCUGACCGUGUGUGAUUUGAAAGGCAUUCCCCUGCUGAUAUUCUAAUUUGCUUUAUUUUUUUAUUUAUUUUCCCCUUUCUCUGCCACCUUUACUCAGUUGGUCAUGGGUGUUGAUAUCUCCUUCUUUUGAAGGAUAUAUUUUCUCUCUUUGCUUAUGUUGCUUUUCUUUUAGACCAGAGAAUUUAUACAAAGUUGAAAUUUAGGAACAAGUUAAGAAUCAUCAAAUAUGAUUGAUAGCUAGAGGAGCCCCCCUCAUGAUUCUGGGACUGCUCCACAGGAACUUGAGAGAAAAUCUGUAGUAGCUCACUGGUCUUCUUAACCACCCAUCAGGAAGGUUGCAAGGAGAACUAAUGAAACCGUUUCGACUCUACACUGGAGUUAGUUGCUGCAGGCACAUCAUUUUAAUGUUACAGUUGUACAACUUAACUUUUUCCUCUUUUUUUGUAUCAAGGAGUGAGCUGUUCUGCUCUUUUCCUUGUUUGUUAGAGAGUAGGCUCGAGUUACGUUUGGGCCUUCCUCAGGUCUUUCUGUGAAAGACUGACACAGGCGAUCAUAAUUUCCUUUUCUACAUGGAACUUUUCUCCAGUUUUCAUGAUAAUGACAUAUUGAAAAGAGAAACCCCAACUAUGACCACAAAUUGAACAAAAAAACCAACACUUUUAAAAUGCAUUUUAUAUAUAAAUGUGUGUAUGUGAAAAUACAUAGGGACAAUUGCAUACAUUUUUAUGUAUAUGUCUGAGGAAGUGUGUGGAUUAUGUCUACUUGGUGAUGCCCUGUUUUUUUAAUACAUGCCUCAUGAAUGUUUUUACAAAUGACUAAAUCUGAGGAUAUUGUAAGAUAAACAUCUGGAAAAAAACAAGCUAUAAAAUCUUUAAAAAGAGUAAAUAAUAAAAAUAAAAUGUAUAUUGAUGUAAUG
Messenger RNA from Notothenia coriiceps (black rockcod), 3543 nucleotides. RefSeq names its product DDB1 and CUL4 associated factor 12 (gene dcaf12). Gene Ontology annotation, molecular function: protein binding. The record is from RefSeq and is a predicted model, not a curated record. The transcript is spliced from 9 exons. NCBI's taxonomy places the organism in Eukaryota, Metazoa, Chordata, Actinopteri, Perciformes, Nototheniidae. Gene Ontology annotation, cellular component: Cul4-RING E3 ubiquitin ligase complex. Bases 361 to 1809 code for a protein of 482 amino acids.